Molecule: messenger RNA, 10388 nt
Organism: Tupaia belangeri chinensis (Chinese tree shrew)
Lineage: Eukaryota; Metazoa; Chordata; Mammalia; Scandentia; Tupaiidae
Gene: FREM2
Product: FRAS1 related extracellular matrix 2
Exons: 24
Coding region: 195-9707 (3170 amino acids)
Biological process (GO): cell communication; anatomical structure morphogenesis
Cellular component (GO): membrane
Source: RefSeq, a predicted model, not a curated record
CGUCUGGGCUGAGGCUCCUGCCCAGAUCACGACGCGCAACUUCCCCAUCUUUCCGGCCUAGCCCGGACUGCGGGAGAACUACCCCGGCAGCGCGCGGAGUUCCUGGCACUUUCCGGCAGUCUCUCUUGUUAACUGCCCGGGGACUGACUUUGCGCACUCUCAGGCUGACCUGUCCGAGCUCUAACAUUCCGGCCAUGACUGCAGCCGGGACUCCCGGGAUCUCCUCCCGCGCGCGCCGGACUGCCAACUCCUCCAGCUUUCAGGCGAUAUCUCCGCAGCCGCCCCGGAUAGCGCUGCUUCUGUCACUGGUAAGCUGCGUCCUGGCACAGCCCGCUGCCCCCGGCCAAGAAUUGCUAUCCCCGGGUCUCGCGGGGGCUUCAGGUGUCCCUGCGGAGAAGGCCAUAGUGCUGGCGAACCGCGGACUCCGGGUGCCCUUUGGUCGUGAAGUGUGGCUAGAUCCCCUGCACGACCUGGUUUUGCAGGUGCAGCCGGGGGAUCGCUGCGCAGUGACCGUGGUAGACAACGACGCGCUGGCCCAACGGCCCGGUCGCCUGAGUCCCAAGCGCUUCCCUUGCGACUUCGGCCCUGGCGAAGUGAGCUACUCGCACCUGGGCGCGCGCAGUCCGUCGCGGGACCGGGUCCGGUUGCAGCUGCGCUAUGACGCUCCGGGAGGGGCGAUAGUGCUUCCGCUGGUGCUGGAGGUGGAGGUGGUCUUCACCCAGCUGGAGGUUGUGACUCGAAACUUGCCCUUGGUGGUGGAAGAACUCUUGGGGACCAGCAAUGCCCUGGACGCGCGGAGCCUGGAAUUUGCCUACCAGCCCGAGACAGAGGAGUGCCGCGUGGGCAUCCUGUCCGGCUUGGGCGCGCUGCCUCGCUAUGGAGAACUCCUCCACUACCCGCAGGUCCCUGCAAGAGCCAGGGAGGCAGGCGCCCCGGAGCCUCUCCUGAUGGACUGCAAAGCUUUCCAGGAGCUAGGCGUGCGCUACCGCCACACAGCCUCCAGUCGUUCACCAAACCGGGACUGGGUGCCCAUGGUAGUGGAGCUGCGUUCGCGAGGGGCUCCUGUGGGCAGCCCUGCUUUGAAACGCGAGCACUUCCAGGUGCUAGUGAGGAUACGCGGAGGGGCCGAGAACACCGCGCCCAAGCCCAGUUUUGUGGCCAUGAUGAUGAUGGAGGUGGACCAGUUUGUCCUGACCGCCCUGACCCCAGACAUGCUGGCGGCUGAGGAUGCAGAGUCUCCCGCGGACCUGCUGGUCUUCAACCUCACCUCUCCGCUCCAGCCUGGCCAGGGCUACUUGGUGAGCACUGAUGAUCGCAGCCUGCCCCUCUCCUCCUUCACCCAGCAGGAUCUGCGCCUCCUGAAGAUUGCCUACCAGCCCCCGUCCGAGGACUCGGACCAGGAGCGUGUUUUUGAACUGGAGCUGGAGGUCGUGGACCCUGAAGGCGCAGCCUCAGACCCUUUUGCCUUCAUGGUAGUGGUGAAGCCCAUGAACACACUGGCUCCCGUGGUCACCCGGAACACUGGCCUUAUUCUCUACGAGGGUCAGUCUCGGCCCCUGGCAGGCCCCGCAGACAGUGGACCACAAAACUUGGUCAUCAGCGAUGAGGAUGACUUAGAAGCAGUGCGCCUGGAGGUGGUGGCUGGACUCCGGCACGGUCACCUUGUUAUUUUGGGUGCCUCCAGUGGCAUCUCUGCUCCCAAGACUUUUACAGUGGCGGAGCUGGCAGCUGGGCAGGUGGUCUACCAGCACGACGACAAGGAUGGCUCCCUGAGUGACAACCUGGUGCUUCGCAUGGUGGAUGGAGCAGGCAGGCACCCGGUGCAGUUCCUAUUCCCCAUCACCUUAGUGCCUGUGGACGACCAGCCACCGGUUCUCAAUGCCAACACGGGGCUCACACUGGCAGAGGGUGAAACAGUGCCCAUCUUGCCCCCUGCUCUGAGUGCAACUGACAUGGAUUCAGAUGACUCUCUGCUGCUUUUUGUGCUGGAGUCCCCAGCCUCAACUACAGGGCACCUGCUUCUUCGACAAACUCAUCCUCCCCAUGAGGAGAAGGAGCUUAGUGGGGGCUUUUGGAGGAAGCAGGGAGCAUUCUACGAGCGGACAGUGACAGAGUGGCAGCAAAAGGACAUAAUGGAAGGGAGGCUGUUCUACAGGCACUCGGGGACCCACAGUCCUGGGCCAGUCAUGGACCAGUUCACGUUCAGAGUCCAGGAUAACCAUGACCCCCCUAAUCAAUCUGGCCCACAGAGGUUUGUGAUACGCAUUCAUCCUGUGGAUCGCCUCCCUCCAGAGCUGGGCCUUGGCUGUCCCCUUCGGAUGGUGGUGCAGGAAUCCCAGCUCACACCACUGAGGAAGAAGUGGCUGCGCUACACUGACCUGGACACAGAUGACCGAGAACUGCGUUACACAGUGACCCAGCCUCCCAUGGACACGGAUGAAAACCACUCACCAGCCCCGCUGGGCACCUUGGUCUUGACUGACAACCCCUCAGUUGUGGUGACCCAUUUUACCCAAGCCCAGAUCAACCACCAUAAAAUUGCUUAUAGACCUCCAGGUCAAGAGCUGGGAGUGGCUGCUCGAGUGGCCCAGUUCCAAUUCCAUGUGGAGGAUCGAGCUGGGAAUGUGGCUCCGGGCACCUUCACCCUUUACUUGCAGCCAGUGGACAACCAGCCACCUGAGAUCCUCAACACUGGCUUUACUAUCCAGGAGAAGGGCCACCACAUCCUGAGUGAGACUGAGUUACAUGUGAAAGAUGUAGACACUGAUGUUGCUCACAUCUCUUUUACUCUCACACAGGCACCCAAACAUGGCCACAUGCAAGUGUCUGGACAACAGCUGCAUGUUGGGGGACUCUUUUAUUUGGAAGAUAUAAAACAGGGGCGAGUUUCCUAUUCCCACAGUGGAGAUGAGUCCCUGACAGAUAGCUGCUCCUUGGAAGUCAGUGACAGGCACCAUGUGGUGCCCAUCACUCUCAGAGUAAAUGUCCGGCCCGUGGACAAUGAGGCGCCCAUUCUGAGCCUUCCUACUGGCACUCUGGAGUCCUAUUUAGAUGUCUUAGAAAAUGGGGCUACUGAACUCACUGCCAAUGUUAUUAAGGGGAACAAUGAUGACACCGACGAUUUUAUGUUGACUUUUCUGUUGGAAGAUCCACCCUUGUAUGGAGAAAUCCUGGUCAAUGGAGUCCCAGCAGAGCAGUUUACCCAAAAAGACAUCUUAGAGGGAUCUGUUGUCUAUGCCCACACCAGUGGUGAAAUAGGUCUAUUGCCCAAAGCAGACUCUUUCAACCUAAGUCUGUCUGAUAUAUCUCAAGAAUGGAGAAUUCGUGGCAACACCAUCCAAGGAGUUACUGUGUGGGUGACCAUCCUCCCUGUUGACAGCCAGGCCCCAGAAAUUUCUGUGGGUGAACAGUUCACAGUAAUGGAAGGGGACAAAAGUGUUAUAACUUCAAUGCAUAUAAGUGCUGAAGAUAUGGAUUCCAUGAAUGAUGACAUCUUGUGCACUAUAGUCAUUCAACCUACCUCAGGUUAUGUUGAAAACAUUUCUCCAGCACCAGGCUCAGAGAAAUCAAGAACAGGAAUUGCCAUAAGUGCCUUCACUCUGAAAGAUCUUAGACAGAGUCACAUUUACUAUGUCCAGAGUGUCCAUAAAGGGGUGGAGCCUGUGGAAGACCGAUUUAUAUUUCGUUGUUCUGAUGGCAUUAACUUUUCAGAGAGACAUUUUUUUCCCAUUGUAAUCAUUCCCACCAAUGAUGAACAGCCAGAAAUAUUUAUGAGAGAAUUUAUGGUGAUGGAAGGCAUGAGUCUGGUGAUUGAUACGCCCAUUCUCAAUGCUGCUGAUGCUGACAUUCCCCCAGAUGGUCUAACUUUCACUAUUACCCAGUUUCCUACUCAUGGUCACGUCAUGAACCAGCUAAUAAAUGGCACAGUUUUGGUUGAAAGUUUCACCUUGGACCAGAUUAUAGAGAGUUCCAGUAUUAUUUACGAACAUGAUGACUCUGAGACCCAGGAAGAUAGCUUUGUAAUUAAACUAACAGAUGGCAAGCAUUCUGUAGAAAAGAUGGUUCUCAUUAUGGUUAUCCCAGUUGAUGAUGAGACCCCCAGAAUGAGCAUCAAUAAUGGACUAGAAAUUGAAAUCGGGGAAACCAAAAUUAUCAACAACAAAAUAUUAACGGCAACUGAUUUAGACUCUGAAGACAAAUCAUUGAUUUAUAUUAUUCGUUAUGGACCAGGACAUGGCUUAUUACAGAGAAGAAAGCCUGUAGGAGCCUUUGAAAAUAUCACUCUGGGCAUGAAUUUUACUCAAGAUGAAGUGGACAGAAACUUAAUUCAGUAUGUUCAUUUUGGGAAAGAGGGCAUCCGGGACCUAAUUAAGUUUGACGUGACUGAUGGAAUAAACACCCUCAUAGAUCGCUACUUUUAUGUGUCCAUUGGGAGCAUUGAUAUUGUCUUCCCAGAUGUGAUAAGUAAGGGGGUGUCUUUGAAAGAAGGUGGUAAGGUCACUCUCACAACAGACCUACUAAGCACUAGCGACUUGAACAGUCCUGAUGAAAACUUAGUUUUCACCAUCACCAGGGCUCCCAUGAGAGGUCACUUAGAGUGCACUGAUCAACUGGGACUGCCCAUCACAUCUUUCACACAGCUCCAGCUGGCUGGCAACAAAAUCUACUACAUCCACACAGCUGAGGAUGAGGUAAAGAUGGACAGUUUUGAGUUUCAAGUCACUGAUGGACGUAACCCUGUCUUCCGAACAUUCCGUAUCUCCAUUAGUGAUGUGGACAACAAAAAGCCAGUGGUCACCAUCCAUAACCUGAUUGUCAGUGAAAGUGAAAACAAGCUGAUCACUCCUUUUGAACUCACUGUUGAAGACAGAGAUACUCCUGACAAACUUCUGAAAUUUAUUGUCACCCAGGUGCCUGUCCACGGUCAUCUCCUAUUCAAUAAUACCAGGCCUACCAUGAUUUUUACCAAGCAAGACUUGAAUGAAAACUUAAUCAGCUACAGACAUGAUGGCACCGAGUCAAGUGAAGACAGCUUCUCCUUCACAGUGACGGACGGCACCCACACGGACUUCUAUGUUUUUCCUGACACAGUAUUUGAAACAAGGAGACCCCAAGUGAUGAAGAUCCACAUUUUAGCUGUUGAUGAUAGUGUCCCCCAAAUUUCAGUGAAUAAAGGGGCCUCUACACUUCGCAUGCUGGCCAUUGGCCACUUGGGAUUCAUGAUUACAAGCAAAGUAUUGAAAGCAGAGGACAGAGACAGCCUGCACUUUUCUCUCAGGUUCAUCGUGACAGAGUCCCCUCAACAUGGCCACCUCCUCAACUUGGGGAAAGGCAACUAUAGCAUCACUCAGUUUACCCAAGCUGACAUUGAUGACAUGAAAAUAUGCUAUGUCUUAAGAGAAGGGGCUAAUGCCACAAGUGAUAAGUUCCGCUUUGCAGUUGAAGAUGGUGGUGGAAACAAGUUAACCAACCAACAUUUUCGUCUAAAUUGGGCGUGGAUCUCAUUUGAAAAGGAAUAUUAUCUUAUCAACGAGGACUCCAAAUUUGUAGAUAUUGUUCUUAAACGUAGGGGUUACUUGGGAGAAACUUCUUUUAUAAGUAUUGCUACAAGAGAUGGCACGGCAGAAAAAGACAAAGACUUCAAGGGCAAGGCCCAGAAACAAGUGCAGUUCAACCCAGGCCAGAGCAGAGCCACAUGGAGGGUGCGGAUCGUGAGCGAUGGGACGCAUGAACAGUCUGAGACCUUCCAAGUGGUUCUCUCAGAGCCUGUGCUGGCUGCCCUAGAAUUCCCCGCAGUGACCACAGUGGAGAUUGUUGACCCAGGAGACGAAUCAACCGUAUUUAUUCCCCAGUCUGGAUACUCCAUUGAAGAAGACAUUGGCGAACUAUUCAUUCCCAUCAGGAGAAGUGGAGAUGUCAGCCAAGAGUUAAUGGUGCUCUGUUAUACCCAACAAGGAACAGCAACGGGAACUGUGCCGACUUCAGUGUUGUCUUAUUCUGAUUACAUAUCCAGGCCUGAGGACCACACCAGUGUUGUUCGAUUUGACAAGGAUGAGCGGGAGAAAAUGUGUCGGAUAGUUGUUAUUGAUGACUCCUUGUACGAAGAAGAGGAAACAUUCCGUGUCCUCCUGAGCAUGGCCAUGGGUGGGAGAAUAGGAUCAGAGUUCCCAGGAGCUCAGAUUACAAUCCUCCCUGACAAAGAUGAUGAACCCAUCUUCUACUUUGGUGAUGUCGAGUACUCUGUGGAUGAGAGCACCAGCUAUGUGGAAGUGCGAGUGUGGAGAACAGGCACUGACCUGUCCAAGUCUUCUAGUGUCACGGUGAGAUCUCGGAAAACAGAUCCUCCCUCUGCAGAUGCUGGAACAGACUAUGUGGGAAUCAGUCGUAAUUUAGAUUUUGCACCUGGAGUCAACAUGCAGACUGUUCGUGUUACUAUCCUUGAUGACCUUGGACAACCAGUGCUGGAGGGAAUUGAGAAAUUUGAAUUGGUCCUUCGUAUGCCUAUGAAUGCAGCCCUCGGAGAGCCCAGCAAAGCAACAGUGUCCAUAAAUGACUCUGUCUCUGAUUUGCCUAAGAUGCAGUUCAAAGAACGAGUGUACACUGGCAGUGAAAAUGGUGGGCAGAUAAUUGCAAUGAUCCACAGAAGUGGGGAUGUCCAGUACAGGUCUUCGGUGAGAUGCUACACACGUCAGGGAUCUGCGCAGGUCAUGAUGGACUUUGAAGAACGCCCCAACACUGAUAUCUCCAUCAUCACUUUCCUCCCUGGUGAGACGGAAAAGCCUUGCAUCCUCCAGCUGAUGGACGACACUCUCUAUGAAGAGGUGGAGGAGCUCCGCCUGGUACUCGGCACUCCACACAGCAACUCUCCCUUUGGAGCAGCAGUUGGCGAACAAAAUGAAACUCUGAUAAGGAUCCAAGAUGAUGCUGAUAAAACUGUUAUUAAAUUUGGAGAAACCAAAUUUAGUGUCACCGAACCCAAAGAACCAGGAGAGUUAGUAGUGGUAACAAUUCCAGUGAUUCGCCAAGGAGAUACUUCGAAGGUUUCCAUUGUGAGAGUCCACACCAAGGAUGGCUCAGCCACCUCUGGAGAAGACUAUCACCCCGUGUCAGAAGAAAUUGAGUUUAAGGAAGGAGAAACCCAGCAUGUUGUUAAAAUUGAAGUAAUCUUCGAUGGUGUAAGAGAGAUGAGAGAGGCCUUCACUGUUCACCUAAAGCCAGAUGAAAAUAUGAUAGCAGAGACACAGGCUACCAAAGCCAUAGUAUAUAUAGAAGAAACGAACAGCAUGGCAGAUGUCACUUUUCCUUCUGUCCCUCAAGUUGUGUCCUUGCUGAUGUAUGAUGACACUUCCAGAACUAAAGAGAGUGCUGGCCCUGUGUCUGGCUACCCUGUCAUCUGUAUCACAGCUUGCAACCCCAAAUAUUCAGAUUAUGACAAAACGGGUUCUAUAUGUGCAAGUGAGAACAUCAACGACACAUUGACCCAGUACCGAUGGCUCAUUAGUGCACCUGCUGGCCCUGACGGUGUGACCAGCCCUAUGAGAGAAGUGGACUUCGACACUUUUUUCACAUCAUCCAAGAUGAUCACGCUGGACUCCAUAUACUUUCAGCCUGGCUCCAGGGUGCAGUGUGCAGCUCGUGCAGUGAACACCAAUGGGAAUGAAGGGUUGGAGCUCGUGAGCCCUAUUGUAACCAUCAGCAGAGAAGAAGGUCUUUGUCAGCCCCGUGUGCCUGGGGUCGUGGGAGCUGAGCCAUUCUCAGCUAAAUUGCGCUACACAGGCUCUGAGGACCCUGACUACACAAACCUCAUCAAGCUCACUGUCACAAUGCCACACAUAGAUGGCAUGCUGCCUGUGAUCUCUACGAGAGAGCUUUCCAACUUUGAACUCACCCUCAGCCCCGAUGGCACAAGAGUUGGAAACCACAAGUGCUCCAACCUUCUGGAUUAUACUGAAGUGAAGACCCACCAUGGUUUCUUGACUGAUGCUACAAAAAAUCCAGAAAUUAUUGGAGAGAUGUAUCCUUACCAGUACAGCUCAUCUAUCAGAGGCUCCGGUACCUUACGCUUUUACCGAAACCUAAACCUGGAGGCCUGCUUGUGGGAGUUUGUCAGCUACUAUGACAUGUCAGAACUUCUGGCGGACUGUGGAGGUACCAUUGGAACAGACGGUCAGGUCCUAAACCUCGUGCAGUCUUAUGUGACCCUCAGAGUCCCUCUAUAUGUGUCCUACCUGUUCCAUUCUCCCGUGGGCGUAGGCGGUUGGCAGCAUUUUGACUUGAAGUCUGAGCUUCGUCUGACUUUUGUGUAUGACACUGCCAUCUUGUGGAAUGAUGGGAUAGGCAGUCCCCCAGAAGCAGAACUCCAAGGGUCUCUCUAUCCAACCAGCAUGCGUAUUGGUGAAGAGGGGCGCUUGACUGUGAACUUCAAGACGAAGGCUCAAUUCCACGGUUUGUUUGUGCUGUCACAUCCCGCAUCCUUUACAAACUCAAUGAUCAUGUCAGCUGAUCAUCCAAGCCUGACGUUUUCCCUCCGCCUCAUAAGAAGUGAGCCAACCUAUAACCAGCCAGUACAGCAAUGGACCUUCGUCUCCAACUUUGCAGUACGUGACUACUCAGGGACCUAUACCGUAAAAUUGCUUCCAUGCAUCGCCCCAUCAAGUCAGGAGUACUACCUGCCUGUCACCUGCAACCCCAGAGAGCCUCUCACCUUUGACCUUGAUAUUCGAUUUCAACAGGUCAGUGAUCCAGUGGCAGCUGAGUUUAGCUUGAAUACCCAAAUGUACCUACUCUCCAAGAAGAGUCUCUGGUUGUCUGAUGGAUCCAUGGGAUUUGGGCAAGAAAGUGAUGUUGCUUUCGCAGAAGGCGAUGUCAUCUAUGGUCGUGUCAUGGUAGAUCCUGUCCAGAAUCUAGGAGACUCCUUUUACUGCAGCAUCGAGAAGGUGUUCCUGUGCACUGGGGCCGAUGGCUAUGUGCCUAAGUAUAGUCCAACCAAUGCAGAGUAUGGCUGCCUAGCUGACUCACCUUCACUUCUAUACAGGUUUAAAAUUGUGGACAAAGCUCAGCCACUGACACAAGCCACAAGUUUUGGAAAUGUCCUAUUCAAUGCCAAACUGGCAGCAGAUGAUCCUGAAGCCAUUCUCUUAGUAAAUCAGCCUGGAUCUGACGGAUUUAAAGUUGACUCAACACCACUCUUUCAGGUUGCUCUGGGCCGAGAAUGGUACAUACACACAAUCUAUACAGUAAGAUCAAAAGACAACACCAACCGAGGUAUUGGCAAAAGAAGUGUGGAAUCUCAGUACCAUUCUCUGGUGAGUCAAGGGAAGCUCCAGGCAACUACGAUGGGCCGGAAGAAGAGAGAGAUCAGGAGUACACCCUCACUGGCGUGGGAAAUCGGUGCUGAAAACAACCGCGGAACAAACAUCCAGCACAUUGCCCUGGACCGCACCAGCAAGAGACGAAUUCCCCACGGGAACGUCCCUGCUGACGGCGUCCUCCCUAGGGAGCUCAACAGUCCCAGCUCUGAGGUCAACCUGGUCACUGUCAUGGGAGGCGUCGCUGUGGGAUUACUCACCAUCUGCCUCGCCGCCAUUGCAGCAAUGAUGUGCAGGAGCAAGAAGAGCUGCAGGGGCAAGGACGCCCCCAAAGGGUCCGGCAGCAGUGAGCCAAUGAUGCCCCCACAGAACCACCACAGCGACAGCUCAGAGGUUUGAUGACCCCAAGUGCAAUUCAGCCUUUUCCCAAGUGCCUCAAAAAACACCCCAAUCAACCCCCCAAUACUUCUGGUAAACAUCAGAGAAUUGGGACUGCUGUGAUGAAGCUGCUCAGUGGACCUGGUACUAAUAGACCUUGAUUCAAGUUCUGUCUCCUAUGUCACAUAUCAAACACAAACUCAGGCCACAUCGAAGAGCCCAAAAGACAGCAACGAUGUGUUCGCUCGUACUCAGAGCCAUAGCUGAACGGUGCGGAAUGUGCUUCUCGGUUCGGGAAUGUUCUCUACACAGUGGGAAUGAACCUACUCAACAGUGCUAACAGACCCUCUCUGAAGUUUAAGAGGAGUCUAUUGUUGCUGUUAGUGUAAUUUAAAGGUGCAAUUUUCGCAUUGUUUAUUCACUAUAUAAUAGAUUAUUACUAGAAAAGCUUUAAUUGGUAGUCUGGAAGAAUGAUGAACACACUGUUUAUUAUGACAAGUUUUCUAAUAGGUGAAAAUAGCAUCUCAAUUAUGACCAGGGUAGCUCAACCCACAUAUCACUUUUUCUAUUAUUUGGGAGAGAAUGGAAGGAAAAAUAGAGGGAAGAGAAUUCGUUCACUUUAUAUUUGAAUUGCUCUUGUCUUCAUGAGACCCUCCUUGUUUUAUUUGCUUAUUUAAUUUUAAAUUAAACCAAAGAAUAUGU